Fomitiporia mediterranea MF3/22 is the source of this 4685-nucleotide messenger RNA. RefSeq lists its product as uncharacterized. NCBI's taxonomy places the organism in Eukaryota, Fungi, Basidiomycota, Agaricomycetes, Hymenochaetales, Hymenochaetaceae. Gene Ontology annotation, molecular function: hydroxymethylglutaryl-CoA reductase (NADPH) activity; protein binding. The coding region runs from base 95 to 4312 and encodes 1405 amino acids. The transcript has 4 exons. Gene Ontology annotation, cellular component: endoplasmic reticulum membrane; peroxisomal membrane. The record is from RefSeq and is a predicted model, not a curated record. Gene Ontology annotation, biological process: ergosterol biosynthetic process; coenzyme A metabolic process; isoprenoid biosynthetic process.
CAGUACGUACGGCUCUCCUUCCCCCGUCCUCCACAACUUUUGUCGUCGUCGCUCGAGACAGCGAGUCGACGCACUUACUUACUAGGCAGCGAAGAUGCGUGCCUUGCUGCGCCCUCUUGCCUCCGCCGCAGCACGCAACCCCAUUGAAGCCAUUGUCCUCGGAUUCAUUGCAGCCACUCUUGCUUAUUUCCACGUCCUUGCUGCUAUUCGAGAAUCCACUUUUCUUUCCCCGGCUAUUCCAACUUCGCUAAGGCCUGCACAUGCGUUAUUCCGCGAUGCACAAUGGUCAGCAGUCCCCGAGAACGUUUGGUCUGCAGAUGGCAAUGAAGAACGUUUGGAGCUGCAACAGGUUGUCUUCGGACUCGACGUGAACGUUAGAAGGCGGAAGUCAUAUGCAGAUGGAGAGCUCACGUUUGGUGACCUUAAGCUCAAGGAUGCGCUUCAGAAUGCUACUGCGCGUCUGUCGGAACACGCAGCGAUCCAUUUCCUCAGUACAGGCGAACGCUCCGCAACUCUCACGCUUGCCCUACCUUCAUCUUCUGCACGCGAAGCACUCGUUUCAUCGCUCAAGCGGGGACUGCCCCACGAUAAUGGAGCGAAAUUCACUUUGGAAACCACUCCUACCGCCCCCGAGCUCUUGCAGCAUGGCCGCUGGGCAGCGUACGCCCUCCGUGCGCUUGUCACACGGUUCUCUGAGCUCGCCCGGGCUGCAGACUCGCUCGACAUUUUACUCGUCUUAGCGGGUUACAUUCUUAUGCAUAUCACGUUCUUCCGACUCAUUAGUUCCGCUCGUGCACUUGGUUCGCAUUUCUGGCUGGCAACAGCGAUCUUUACAAGUAGCACGCUGGCCUUUGUGCUGGCCCUCCCCGUUGCUCUUCAUGCUGGUAUUCCCGUGGAUCCAGUGCUCCUUACCGAAGCACUGCCGUUCCUUGUCUGCACAGUUGGAUUCGAUAAGCCCCUCCGACUUGGCCGGGCUGUGUUUACCCACGAGCAUCUUUUCAAUCCAGUCCCCUCAUCAUCUGUUGUGCCUUCCGAUGGAACACUUACACCUACUGGCCGACCGCGUAACCAGCCUGCGCCACCUGUCAUGAAGCCUGCUCACCAGAUUUUGCUUGAGGCGCUUGACCGUGUCGGGAACGCGGUUCUCAGGGACUAUGCUCUGGAGAUUUUUGUUCUAGCGGUUGGAGCGAGCUCCAAAGUCGGAGGACUACGUGAGAUGUGUGGUUUCGCGGCUAUCAUCCUGGCCCUGGACUGCCUUAGCGGUGUGACAUUCUAUGUCGCAGUUAUGGGCGUCAUGAUUGAGGUCAAGCGGAUCAAGCAUAGGCGAGCAACUACAUCAGCUGCUUCCGUAGCUGCAAGCGCUGCUCCAUCUCGAUCGGGAUCACGUCUUGGUUCCCCAACACUCAAACCACUCAAGUCUCUACCUUCCUUGCCAAGCCUUGGAUCAAUGUCUAAGCUCGUUGGUCUGUCUGCCGCGCAGGAACCCGUGGCAAUGCCUGCCAUGCCAGCGCAGCGUCCACCAAGUGCACUUCGUAGACGGAGCUCGCUUCAGACUACGGAAGAGAAACGUGCUAGGGAGAAAGAAUUGAAAGAAAGGGAACUGAGGCAAGGCCAGCAAGACCCUGUCUCGAGACUGAAGCUGCUUACUAUUGUUUCGUUUGUCACGCUACAUGUGCUUAACCUGUGCACGACGCUCACUCCUGCAACAACUCUUGCGCGUAUUAAUACUGCUGGGGCGUUGAAUUUCGGAGAACCAGUACUUGGUAGAGCGAGGAAGGUGGAUAUCUCCGGUCCUCAAGUUGCAGGAGCUCUUGACCGUCUUGCGGCAGUCUGGCUUGCUCCCUCCACGUCUGCUUCAAUCGAGAAUUCGACCGGAGGCUGGGUCAACGCUCAUCCCGCCGAUCUCCUUGUGCAAAUUAGUCCACCACUCUAUGUUCAUGUCACCCCACGUUCGAAGUCUUCGGCUCAUUCUCAAGCCAACCCGUCUCCGAGCUUCUCUGCUGCACAAGCACAGAAGGAACGGGAUGCACAAGGCGGCCAGUGGGAAGCCUUCCUUUCUGCAUGGACCGGUCUUGUGGGCGACCCUGUCUUGUCGAAGUCCAUUUCCCUCUCACUCGUGCUGUCGCUUGCGCUGAAUGCAGUGCUGCUGCGUGGCAUUGCAACCGGUGAGGCUGGUCAAACACUGGCAGCUAGCUUGGCGAGUGUUGUUCCUGGGGUGCGAUUCAGCGCUGCGAACCUUGGUGUCGUGAAGGAGGACAAGGAUGCUGAAUCUGAAGAAGAAAGAACCAGUGGGGAUAGCGAUGAGUUUGAGCGAAGGAUGGAGCGUCCGCGUGAGCAGAAGAAGAAACCAGUGUUUGGCAUCGGUGGCAAUCUUCCACCAAUUAGAGCAGCAAUCGCGAAUGCUAGCGCAGGUGUCGCCAACACAAGGGCAUACAAUGGAGAGCGACCAAAGACACCUGUAGCAUCAGCCGCUGUGCCAGAACCUGCCCCGGUUUCGGAGACUCAGGUUCGGCCUGCAAUGACCGCAAUUCCCCCUCCCCGACUUGUCAGGCCACAUCCUAUUCGACCGGAAGCAAACAUGCUUGCUUUGGAUCUCGUUGAUCGUAAGCUUGAGCAGGUGUCCGGGAUUGUUUCGUCGCCGUCAGAUAGUGACAGUUCGAGCAGACCUGAGAGGGAGGAGACACGCUCGUAUGAGGAGUGCUUGGACAUCUUCGAGAACGGACCGAGACCUGUGCAGGAGAGUCUCAAACUAUUGAAUGAUGAGGAAGUUAUUCUGCUCAGUCAGGCAGGGAAGAUUCAGGCGUACGCACUCGAGAAGAUGUUGGGUGACUUAACUAGGGCAGUGAAAAUUCGGAGAGCCUUGAUCUCUCGUGCAUCGAAGACCAAGACGCUUGAGCACUCGGACGUGCCGAUGAAUGACUACGCUUACGACCGCGUUUUUGGUGCUUGCUGUGAGAAUGUCGUCGGCUACAUGCCUCUCCCGCUCGGAAUCGCCGGUCCGCUCAACGUUGAUGGCGAAGCUUUCCCGAUUCCGAUGGCCACAGCAGAAGGCACUCUCGUUGCAUCCACAUCGCGAGGUUGCAAAGCACUUAACGCAGGCGGAGGAGUCACUACUGUACUUACCCAGGAUGCCAUGACGCGCGGACCUGCAAUUGACUUCCCGAGCAUGCGUGAGGCUGCUGAGGCGAAGGCAUGGAUCGAGAGCGAGGACGGCGCGGAACGGAUACGUGGGGCUUUCGAAGCCACUUCCCGGUUCGCGAAACUCAGGGGACUGAAAUGUGCGUUGGCUGGACGGACGCUUUUCGUCCGAUUUGCGACGAGCACUGGCGAUGCAAUGGGUAUGAAUAUGAUUAGCAAGGGUACCGAGGCGGCGUUGGAAGCUCUGCGCCGAGAGUUCCCGCAAAUGCUUGUUCUCGCGCUUUCGGGUAACUACUGCACGGACAAGAAGCCGGCUGCCAUUAACUGGAUUGAAGGGCGAGGAAAGAGUGUCGUUGCAGAGGCUGUUAUCCCGGGCAAGGUUGUGCAAAGCGUACUCAAGACGACCGUCAAGGAUUUGUGCAACUUGAAUAUCAAGAAGAACUUAAUUGGCAGUGCGAUGGCAGGCAGCAUCGGUGGUUUCAAUGCACAUGCGGCAAACAUCCUCACGGCUGUCUUCCUCGCGACUGGACAGGACCCGGCACAGAAUGUAGAAAGCUCAAAUUGUAUGACUCUCAUGGAGCCGACGAACGACGACGCAGAUCUUCGCAUGUCGGUCACUAUGCCCUGUAUUGAGGUUGGAACAGUCGGCGGAGGAACUAUCCUCAAACCACAGGGGGCUGUUCUCGAGAUGCUCGGUCUUCGUGGAGCUCAUCCCACCCAACCCGGCGCAAACGCGCAACGUCUAGCUCGUCUUAUCGCUGCCGCCGUCAUGGCUGGUGAACUUUCUCUUCUCUCUGCUCUCGCUGCUGGUCAUCUUAUCAAAGCACAUAUGGCGCAUAACCGGUCAACGGUGAACACGCCUGCGACGAGUCGUCCCGUUACGCCUGGACCUGAAGCCUCCGCGGAUAAGACGGUUCCUGUGCCGGCCACACCUGCCCCGGAGGCUUUGGGUAUCUCGACACCGCUUAUGCCGUACUCUGGUGUGCAUACACCCGCGCCAACGCGUGCUGUACGAGCAGUGGCUAUCGAGAAUGGCUUGAGCCGGACAGAAAGCGAAGCUAGUCUCCCAGCCUAUUCAGCCUCAGAGCAGUCUGUAGCGGCAGCUACUGCGAACGGUGACAUGAAACCUGAACCUGCUCCAGAGCCAGAUUCGAAGGGAGGAAGAAAAGAUUAAAUGCAUUCAAGCUGACCGCCCACAUCACUCAUUUGGAUAAAGUCUGACCCGCAUUUUUAGAGUGUUACUCUCCGCAUUACACGACUUUCGCUAUUCUCUAUUCGCUAUCUUACCUCCAUAUAUCAUCAUCUAACAUUCCUUGUCUUGUCUUGUUUAUUAAAAAGAAAGCUUACCCUUACUUGUAUCAUUAUGCUUAUGCACCCCAUUCGCUUUCGUCUUCGUUCUCCAGCCAAUACUUAUUUCGUAGGUAUGCAUGUUGCCAUUGCAUAUAAAGCACGAGUUCAAUCCUUCGACUUUCCUUUUUGUAAACAGAAACUGUUGUGACACUUUAGUUUCACCGUAUAUAUGCGAUUGUUUACAAUCCACAGGAUAG